Messenger RNA from Lagenorhynchus albirostris (white-beaked dolphin), 3233 nucleotides. It is a transcript of the gene CABLES1, whose product is annotated as Cdk5 and Abl enzyme substrate 1. Gene Ontology annotation, biological process: nervous system development; regulation of cell cycle. The record is from RefSeq and is a predicted model, not a curated record. Gene Ontology annotation, cellular component: cytosol. The coding region runs from base 1 to 1932 and encodes 643 amino acids. Lineage: Eukaryota; Metazoa; Chordata; Mammalia; Artiodactyla; Delphinidae. The transcript has 10 exons.
AUGGCGGCGACUGCCGCCACCACGGCCGCCACCGCCGGCAAGGCCGUCCGCAGCAGCAGCAGCAGCGCCGGCACCGUCGCCGCGGGCACCAGAAGAUUGCAGCAGCCGCCACAGCAGCAGCCUCAGCCCGCGGCCGCCGCGCCGGCCCAGCCGCCGCCGCAGCCACCGCUGCCGCCGCCCGAGCCCCCCAGGAAGACGCGCAUGGACCCGCGGCGCCGCCAGGCUGCCCUCUCCUUCCUCACCAACAUCUCGCUGGACGGACGGCCGCCGCUGCAGGACGAGGAGUGGGCCGGCGGCGAGGAGAGCGGUGCGGCCAAGCCGGGCGCAGGCAGCGCCUGCGGCGCGAGGACGCGGCUCAGCCUGCUCGCCGCCGCCGAGCGGGGCGGUUGCGGCGCGCUCGCCGCGGCGGGCACGGCGGCGGCGUUGGCAGCUGGAUCGGGCCCCUGCCAUCCGCCGCCCUUGCCGCUGCCGCCCCUGGUCCCCGGCGGCCACGCGACCGUGCUCGGCCCUGGGGCGGCCCGAGGGUUCGCGAGCCCCCUGGGCGCGGGCCGGGCAUCGGGGGAGCAAUUGCAGCCGCCCCGGCCCGCGCCUCUCGCCGCCUGCGUUCAGCCGCAGCUGCCCGACGGGCCCGGGGGCGCCGGGCAGGAGGAGUUGGAGGAAGACGAUGCCUUUACCAGCGUGCACGUGCCGGCGGCCGCCUUCUUGGGCUCCGGGACCCCCGGGAGUGGGAGCGGUAGUCGUGGCCGCCUCAACUCUUUCACUCAGGGAAUCCUGCCGAUCGCCUUCUCCAGGCAGACCUCGCAGAACUACUGUUCCCUGGAGCAGCCGGGCCAGGGGGUCAGCACCAGCGCCUUCGAGCAGCUGCAGAGGUCCCGACGUCGCCUCAUCUCCCAGAGAUCGUCCUUGGAGACCCUGGAAGAUAUUGAGGAGAACGCUCCUCUACGGAGAUGUCGUACUCUCUCAGGUUCGCCCAGACCAAAGAACUUUAAGAAGAUUCAUUUUAUCAAGAAUAUGCGGCAACACGAUACCAGGAAUGGCAGAAUAGUCCUUAUCAGUGGCAGAAGAUCCUUCUGUAGUAUAUUUUCAGUGCUGCCGUACCGCGACAGUGCCCAAGUUGGGGAUUUGAAAUUGGAUGGAGGGAGACAGUCAGCAGGAGCGGUGAGCCUGAAAGAGAUCAUUGGCCUGGAAGGCGUGGAGCUGGGCGCUGACGGGAAGACUGUUUCUUAUACCCAGUUUCUGUUACCCACGAACGCCUUUGGAGCGCGGAGAAACACCUUAGACUCCAUGUCCGCCUUCUCCCAGCUCCGUACCCUGAGCCACCGCAGCCUCUCCAUCGGCCGGGCGAGCAGCACCCAGGGGAGCCUCGACGCAGGUAGCGACCUGGGAGAGUUUAUGGACUAUGACCCGAAUCUCCUGGACGACCCCCAGUGGCCUUGCGGCAAGCACAAACGAGUUCUGAUCUUUCCUUCGUACAUGACCACGGUGAUCGACUACGUGAAGCCCUCGGAUCUCAAGAAGGACAUGAAUGAGACCUUCAAGGAGAAGUUUCCUCACAUUAAGUUAACACUCAGCAAAAUAAGGAGCCUGAAGCGAGAGAUGCGGAAGCUUGCCCAGGAGGACUGUGGCCUCGAGGAGCCCACGGUGGCCAUGGCAUUUGUCUACUUUGAGAAGCUCGCCCUCAAGGGAAAGCUAAACAAACACAACCGGAAGCUUUGUGCCGGGGCGUGUGUGCUCUUAGCAGCCAAAAUUGGAAGCGACCUCAAAAAACAUGAAGUCAAGCAUUUAAUUGACAAGCUGGAAGAGAAGUUCCGGCUGAAUAGACGAGAACUGAUUGCCUUUGAGUUCCCAGUGUUGGUGGCCUUGGAAUUUGCCCUUCAUCUGCCGGAGCACGAAGUCAUGCCCCACUACAGACGCCUGGUCCAGAGCUCCUAGCACAGGCCUCCUAGGAGGGCCGGGACCACUUCCCCUGAGCUCACUGGGGCAGCGCGUACUACUGGAAAUACAAAAAUAGAACUCAACACAGCAAACUUUUCUCCACUCGACAUGUUUUUGUGUAGAAGCAGUACCAGAAACUUUUCAGGGAGUCUUCCAUCUGGCCAGCCGAGAUGGGCUGUGAACCAUUUACUGCUCAGCCAGGAAGGGGAGACCCGAGCAGAAGAUGGCUCUCCCAGCUCCCCACUCACCAGAUUUCCUAGCUGGCCUCACCCAGACUUCCUCGCGACCACACGCAGACCUGGCAGGCGUGGUCCAGGGCCUUCUCUCCAGCCCUGUUCCAACUCGGAGUGCAAAGUUCUAGAGCAGAUUGGGGAAGAGAAUUUGCAGAAGUUGGGAGAGAGCUUCUAAAAGAUACCCUCAGUGUGUCAAAAGAGCGUGCCAAUCUAUUUUUGUAUCCGCUGUUGGAAGUGCACUUUCCUCUGGAGCGUGUGGCUGAGUGUGAGUGUGUUUGAGAGAUGUCACAUCAGGCCUCCACCCGCAGAGCCAGCCCCACCCUCUGCAGAACAGACCUCAGCCUGGGGUCAGGAGCCAGGCUGACCCUCGGCAAUUAUUUCUACCUAAUCUCUGGAUAACAGUCACUCUGUCCGUACCAGGUGGACAGCUUCUGCCCUUAGAAAAUGACAUUGUUUCUGUUACUGCUCCUACCACCCAUGGGACAAAGACAAGCUCUCACUCGGAUGGGCUGCGUGGAAAGGUGUGGCAUGUGACGUUCUAUACCUUUCCGCCAUCGCGUCCUGCGUGUACACGAACCUUCACACUUUCCCUGCUGUGGAGAUGGCAGGGUCGGGAUCCGUGUGUGUAUUCCUGUGCUCUAUGUUAGAGUGCAUCACAGGCACAUUUAUUGUGCUACCUAUGUAUCUACCUGUCUAUAUAAAGUGUUUUAUAAAAUCCAGAUUAGGGGUAAGACGCAUGAUGGGUGUUUUGAGGUUUUUGACAGUUGGGACAAACCGUCUCUUGACUGAGGCUGAGUCAAUCGAAGAGGCAACAGCUCUUAGCAUCACCGUGUCCCCAGGGCUGUCAGUGCAGAGUUUUCGUUGCUACUUGUACCGAUUCACGGGGACGACCUGCAUGGGGACACCUCAUCGCUCUGUGCCCUCGUAGCUGCCGGAGAGAGGCGCCCAUCGUGGUUCACCAGACGGAAGGAAGCCUGUGGCCCUGUAAAGAGAGAAUUAAAAGAUUUUAUUGUUUCUAUAUCCACGUAUGUGUAUGUGUAGACGUGUGACGUCUCACCAAUCACC